Messenger RNA from Varanus komodoensis (Komodo dragon), 5343 nucleotides. RefSeq lists its product as uncharacterized. Gene Ontology annotation, biological process: DNA integration; proteolysis; virion assembly. Gene Ontology annotation, molecular function: nucleic acid binding; aspartic-type endopeptidase activity; zinc ion binding. The record is from RefSeq and is a predicted model, not a curated record. NCBI's taxonomy places the organism in Eukaryota, Metazoa, Chordata, Lepidosauria, Squamata, Varanidae.
AUGGGGCAGGGCCGGUCCAUCCCGACCACCCCUUUGCAAUGUCUUCUGAAUAACUUUUCUGAUUUCUUUAAGAGGGCUUCAGGAUUUGGGGUCUCCAUCAAGCCAGGGACCCUCCGGAACUUUUGUGAAUUAGAGUGGACCACUUUUGACGUGGGAUGGCCCUCAGAGGGCUCUUUUGAUUUGGUCUUGGUUAGGAACGUUGAGGCUGUGAUCCUUGGGAAUCCCGGACACCCAGAUCAGAUUCCAUAUAUAGAGACGUGGCUAGACAUCGCCAAGACGAGACUUAGUUACAUUAAACGGUGUCAACGGAAACUCCCAGGAUCCAUGUGUCAUUCUCGCCUUACGGUUAAAAAGGGCGGAGAACCCCACAUCAGAUUGUCCCUCACCCCCUCAUCCACAAAACCCCACAUCCUCACGGAUGAUCAGACGGGGCCGGAGGACCCUCUGGACACGUGGACUCAGCCACCUCCCUAUGCCCUGAAUUCCCAGGCCUCCGGGAGCCCGCCCCACACUUCCCACAGUCCGUCCCGAACCCGGAGUGGACUUCCGUACGGUCCCCAUCCACCUGUUCCUCCGAAGUCCACUCUGCCCUUGCCGUCCUCUGGCCCCGGGGGCAAGGGUGACAAACGGGUGUCGCUGGCCUCCCCCGAUCCCGGCCCUGAGCCCUCCACCCUGUUGCCCCUCCGGGAGCUUGCCCCUGCGCAGGGGACGGACCGUCCAUUUAUGGUUUAUGUCCCUUUCUCCACAAGUGACCUGUAUAACUGGAAACUACAAAAUCCUCCUUUCUCUGAAAAACCACAAGGCUUGAUUUCAUUACUAGAAACGGUUUUUCACACCCAUCGUCCUACUUGGGAUGACUGCCAGCAACUCUUGCAAGUUCUUUUUACUUCCGAAGAGUGCGAUCGGAUUCACCUCGAGGCUUGGAAGCAGGUUCUUGGCACAGGUGGCCAACCUACCACUGACCCGGUUAUUCUAGAAACGAGCCUCCCAGCCCAACGACCCAACUGGGAUCCGAAUACGGUUGCUGGUGACGGAGCUUUAACCAGGUACCGCCAACUUCUUCUACAGGGCCUCUGCGGCGCAGCCCGGAAGCCCACCAAUUUGUCUAAAGUUAGUGAGAUCGUUCAAGGGCCCCAGGAAUCCCCUGCCGCUUUCUUGGAACGCCUACUUGAGGCAUAUAGGCAAUACACACCUAUAGACCCUCGGGCGGCCGAGAACACGAGAGCAAUUAACAUAGCCUUUGUUACACAGUCGGCCCUAGACAUUAGGGAAAAGAUUCAAAAUUUAGACGGGUUUGAAGGGAAGAAUCUCAGUGAACUAGUCGAGAUAGCUCAGAAGCACAGGAGUCGAGGGACUCCACGGAGGAAUGGGGUUCGGCCCCGCCUAGAAAAAGAUCAAUGCGCCUACUGUAAGGAGAUGGGCCACUGGAAAAACGAGUGUCCCCGUAAGAAGAAAGUGGACCCAAAAGGAAAGAGUCUCCUCACUCUUGAGGAUGACUGAAGGGGCCAGGGCUCUGUCAAUUUGGGCCCCGAGAGCCCUUGGUUAACCUUAACUGUGGGGGGCCGCCCGACCACCUUCCUGGUAGAUACUGGGGCAGCCCACUCGGUUCUCCAGAAAAGGGUUGGCCGUCUUACUGAAGAAAAGACUCAGAUCAUAGAGGCAACAGGCCGACCCAGGGCUUACCCUUGGACUUCAGCUUGUGUGACUGAUCUGGGAAAACGGACUAUAACUCAUUCCUUCUUGGUAAUCCCCGAAUGUCCCUACCCCCUCCUGGGGCGAGCCCUCUUAAGAAAAUUGCGAGCCUUGGUGUCAUUCCAAGAGGACGGCACUCACCUCAGCCUGGGCUCUUCGCAGCCUGCUGCCCUUCUGCUUACUGUACCCUUGCAAGACGAGUAUCUCUUCUUCGAAAGUCAGGUCCCAGAAAGCCCUUCUGACGCCUUAAAAGAACUCCAAAAAGAGAUUCCAGGAGUAUGGGCCGAAAACAACCCUCCUGGUCUGGCGUCUCAUCAGCCACCCGUCGUGGUACAGGUCAACAGUUCAGCCACCCUGUUUCGGAAACCCCAAUACCCCAUUCCAGCCAGGGCGAAGUUAGGAAUACGUAAACAUAUACAGAGACUGUUGGAAGCAGGAACUUUAGUACCCUGCAGGUCGCCAUGGAACACCCUGCUGUUACCAGUCAAGAAACCCGGCACCGAGGACUACCGGCCAGUUCAGGACUUACGUGAGGUAAACGCCCGGGUACAGACUGUCCACCCUACCAUGCCUAACCCCUACAGCCUACUCAGCCAGCUGCCACCAGACCGGGAAUGGUACUCGGUCUUGGACUUAAAAGACGCUUUCUUCUGUAUACCUCUGGCCCCGGUGAGCCAGCCUCUGUUCGCCUUUGAGUGGACGGAUCCAGACCAGGGCUUCUCGGGUCAACUUACGUGGACCCGGCUGCCGCAGGGGUUCAAGAACUCCCCUACUCUCUUUGAUGAAGCUCUGAGUAGGGACCUUUCCUUCCGGGAAACCCAUCCCGAGGUUACCCUUUUGCAAUAUGUGGAUGACCUGCUCUUGGCGGCAGAGUCCGCGUCUGUGUGCCUGCAGGCGACUCGAGACCUCCUGACCGCUCUGGGCUCCAUGGGUUAUCGGGUUUCGACAAAGAAGGCACAGAUCUGUAGUCAGAGGGUGACCUAUCUGGGGUACGAUCUAAGUGGGGGAAAACGGACACUGUCGGCCAGCCGAGUCCGAGCAAUCCAGAAUAUUCCCACGCCUAUGACUAGAAGACAAGUCAGAGAAUUCUUGGGCACGGUAGAGUACUGCCGGCUUUGGAUCCCCGGCUUUGCCGAGAUAGCGAAACCCUUCUAUACCAGCACGGGAGGAAAAGGUGACUCCCUCAUGUGGACUGAGAUUGAGCAAUCGGCAUUUCAGGCUCUUAAAAAGGCUAUUACCACGGCCCCUGCUCUAGCCCUACUCGACCUUAAGAAACCCUUCCAACUCUUUGUGGCUGAGGCUCGGAGUAUAGCAAAAGGGGUUUUAACCCAGACUCUGGGCCCAUGGAGACGGCCGGUUGCAUAUCUGUCGAAACGACUAGACCCAGUGGCAGUGGGGUGGCCCACUUGCAUGAGAUCAAUUGCCGCAACGGCGGUUCUGGUAAAAGAGGCCAAGAAACUGACCCUGGGCCAGGACCUCCAAGUCAUUGGGGCUCAUGCCAUGGAAACCCUCCUCCGCAGUCCACCGGAUCGGUGGAUCUCCAACGCCCGAGUGACUCAGUACCAGGUACUUUUAUUGGACCCUCCGCGGGUCACCUUUUCCAAAACAGCGGUCCUUAAUCCAGCAACCUUACUGCCAGACGAUCAACACGAGAGUCCCACACAUGAUUGUGCUGAAGUCCUCGAUACCCUCAGCGGCACCAUGGACAUACCGCUAGGACUGCCAGCCCUCAGCUUGUUUACAGACGGGAGCAGUUUCGUCAAGGACGGGAUUCGAUAUGCGGGAGCAGAGGUGGUCACCAGUUCUGAGGUAAUAUGGGCACAGUCUCUGGGACAUGGCACGUCAGCACAGAGGGCAGAACUUAUUGCCCUGACACAGGCCCUCCGGUGGGGGAAGGGAAAAGCUCUCAACAUUUCUACGGACAGCCGAUAUGCUUUUGCCACGGCUCAUGUCCAUGGAGCACUAUACCAGGAACGAGGGCUGCUAACCUCUGGAGGGAAGGACAUUAAGAAUGCAAACGAGAUUAUGUCCCUCCUGGAGGCUCUCUGGCUACCUGAACGAAUAGCUAUAAUUCAUUGCCCUGGGCAUCAACGGGAUGGCUUGGCGGUCUCGCAGGAAAAUAACUUCGCUGAUAGAACCGCAAAGGAGGCUGCCUUAAGACCAGUAGGGCCCCUCGAAAUUCUCUCGGUUCAGAUGCCGUCCCGGGCUCUCCCGGACCAACUGACCUACUCGAAGGAAGAUAUCGAGCUGGGCAGGAAGUUACAGUGCUCUGAGACUGAGGCGGGAUGGCUGAAACAUCCCGAUGGAAGAAUCUUUCUCCCCCAAGCGCUUGGGCGGGAUCUUCUUCUCCAGACCCAUCGAGCCACACACCUGGGAACAGUCCGACUCUGUCAGUUAUUCAGACCCCAUUUCUAUCUGCCCGGACUAUCGACUCUGGCCGACUCCAUAACCUCCGGAUGCGCUACCUGUGCGCGAGUUAAUGCUGGCCCUAGCUGGCCCUCUACCGCCCCAGGCGUUCGCCAUUGUGGAUCCCAGCCGGGAGAGCACUGGGAAAUAGACUUCACUGAGGUAAAACCUACCCGAGGUAGGUAUCGCUAUUUAUUGGUCUUCAUCGACACCCAUUCCGGGUGGGUCGAAGCGUUCCCUACGAAGGGAGAGACAGCCUUGAUUGUUGCCCAGACUCUCCUGCAUCAAAUUAUACCCCAAUUUGGCGUACCUCUAGCUCUGGGUUCCGACAAUGGCCUGGCGUUCAUCGCCCAAACUUCCAAAUUGGUAGCCAAGGCUCUAGGAAUUGAUUGGAAACUGCAUUGUGUCUAUAGGCCACAAAGCUCAGGGCAGGUAGAAAGGAUGAACAGGACUUUAAAGGAAACCUUAUCAAAAUACACUCUUGAAGUUGGCGGUCACUGGACGGACCUCCUUCCGUUUGCCCUCCUACGCACGCGAUGCUCCCCUUAUAGGAAGGGGUUCACUCCCUUUGAAAUUGUAUUUGGGUGACCGCCUCCUCUGCUGCCCCGCCUGGUGGAGGAGACGUGCGCCGAGUUGUCUAACCACAACUUGCUUGAGUCCUUGCAGGCCCUUGAUCGCGUCCGGCACGAGAUUCGCCGACAGGUUCGGUCUAACAUGGGCGACACUACUGAGGCUCUGGACCCCACGCCCGACCCUCCCCCACGUGUAAACCCAGGAGAUUGGGUUUUUCUCGCCAACGGAGAUAUGACCCCCAUGGCUGCUUCCCCGGAUUCGCGCAUCCGGCACGCUGUGCCUCUCCUCGCUCCUCUUUUAGUUGGGCUGGGCAUCGCAGGCUGUGCGGCUGUCAGGGCUGGUGGCUUGAUAAAAGAUAGCCAGGAUAUAUUCCACCUCUCUGAACAAGUUGAUAAGGACUUGCAGGAGCUCCAUGGCUCCAUCAAGUUCUUGGAACAGUCCCUUGAUUCCCUCGCUGAGGUGGCCCUCCAGAACAGGAGAGGAUUAGAUUUACUUUUGCUGAAACAAGGCGGCUUAUGUGUUGCCUUGGAUGAGAAAUGCUGCUUUUAUGCAAAUCAUUCAGGUCUCAUCCGUAACAGUCCAGACCUAGUCAAAGCCCACCUGGAGGACCGGGAAAGCCAGUAUGCCACCCGCUACCACUACCUCUUCCUCAGUGCCAUCUCUGGUGCUUGA